AUGAUCCUGGCUGGUGUCAAGCAAAACAAACCUUCCGCCAUGGGAAUCAUAUCCACCUUGCAAGGGCAGUACAGUGAUUUGGCUGCCCUCGCCAUUAUUGUAGUAGCCUUGGCAAUUCUCAUUUCAUCACUUGCGAGCGCCUUCAAACCAGGUCUUAGAUCCAUUCCAGGCCCCUUGUUCGCCCGGUUCUCACCAUUCUAUCGUCUUGUGAAACUAUCUAAAGGCCAUGCUCCUGUUUUUUAUCGGAGGCUCCAUGAGACGUACGGUCCUAUUGUACGCACCGGACCCAAUACGAUCGAUAUCUCCGACCCAAAGGCAGUCCCGAUCAUAUAUGGAAUUAACAGCAAAUUCUUAAAGUCCGCCUUCUAUGACACUUUCAGCCCGUUCUUUGAAGACAAAGUCAUGCCAAGCAUGUUCACAAUUAGGGAUCCCGUGGGCCAUCAAGCUUUGCGACGACCAGUCGCUCAAAAGUUCUCCAUGUCAUCGAUCAAGUCCCUUGAGCCAUUUGCGGAUGAGUGUACGAAGAUAUUCGUUGAUGCGAUGAAGGACCUAGAAGGUCAGCGAGUUGAUCUUGGAGCUUGGUUGCAAUGGUACGCAUUCGAUGUCAUUGGGGCAAUUACAUUCCAACGUCGAUUCGGGUUCAUGGAGAAACGCGAAGAUGUACAAGAUAUGAUCGGCGGUCUUGAAGCAGGGCUGCAUUAUGCAGGGAUUGUUAGUCAAGUGCCAUCGUUACAUGGGUGGUUGAUCGGAAAUCUUUGGGUGUCGAAAUUUUUGGCAGCACAGCCUUUCUUCAAAGUGGCGGAUCCCCUUCGAACUAUGGUGCAGCUUUCGAAGAUUACGCAGGAAUGUAUUGAUGAAUAUGACCGCCAACCCCAAAAGCAUGGACAGCGGCCCGAUUUCCUGGCCUGGCUCCGAAACGAAGAGACCAAGGGCAAACCAAUGUCUAACCGCGACAUGAUGAAUCAUCUUAGCAAUAACUUACUCGCAGGCAGCGACACUACAGCAAUUUCCCUUCGCGCGAUCAUUUACUUCCUUGUUCAAAAUCGAUCAGUAUACAAGAAUCUGCAAAAGGAGGUAGAUGACGCUGAUAACAUCGGGAAGCUAUCAACUUACAUCACAUAUGCCGAAUGUCUUGAGCUCCCCUACCUGCAAGCGGCAAUGAAAGAAGCAAUGCGCUGUCAUCCUGGAGUCUCAUAUCCCCUGGAACGAGUUGUGCCUGAAGGUGGAACCGUUCUCUGUGGAAAGCACCUAGCUGCCGGUACGAUCGUAGGUGUGAAUCCUGCCGUACUGCACCACGACAAGUCUAUCUUCGGGGAUGACGCCGCGACUUUCCGACCGGAGAGGUGGAUUGAAUCUGACGAAGAGAAGAUCAAGUUGAUGGAUCGCCAUCUGAUGACUUUUGGCUACGGGUCUCGGACGUGCAUUGGAAAAAACAUCUCUAUUAUGGAGAUGGGCAAGCUUGUUCCGCUUCUCAUCCGCCACUUUGAGAUUGAGUGGGCAUCUGAUAAGCCGGAGUGGCGUGUCGAGACAUAUUGGUUCGCUAAACAACAUGGCUUGCAAUGUCGAAUGCGCUCCAGGGAUGUUCCUGCCAGACUGAGAAUCUAA
Penicillium daleae is the source of this 1605-nucleotide messenger RNA. Its product is annotated as cytochrome P450. The record is from RefSeq and is a predicted model, not a curated record. Lineage: Eukaryota; Fungi; Ascomycota; Eurotiomycetes; Eurotiales; Aspergillaceae. Gene Ontology annotation, molecular function: monooxygenase activity; iron ion binding; heme binding. The coding region runs from base 1 to 1605 and encodes 534 amino acids. The transcript has 6 exons.